Musca domestica (house fly) is the source of this 1320-nucleotide messenger RNA. RefSeq names its product mRNA export factor GLE1-like. Bases 63 to 1235 code for a protein of 390 amino acids. Lineage: Eukaryota; Metazoa; Arthropoda; Insecta; Diptera; Muscidae. The transcript has 5 exons. The record is from RefSeq and is a predicted model, not a curated record.
UUUUUUUUUUGUUUACUUUAGUUGUUUUGAAGUUUGUUAAUUAAUUUUCUUUAUUUCGUAGCAUGUCCUCCUCUAACGACAUAAACCUAACAAGUCCCCUUGAAAAGGCGCGCUAUGACCGCCAAUACUACUCCGCUAAAGGAAACAAGCCACCACGUUUUGAUUUCAUUAAUCCCAAACACAUUGAACAGCUAUUUGACAAACGUCCAUCAUUCUCUCACAUCAAACAAUUGGCAUUGAAACGGUUGCAUCAAACAAUUCGGGAACAAUUGAAAUUUCUCACGAAUAUCGAUUAUUGUCCGGAGUACGAUUUGUCCGAUGUGGAAAAGAUAUCCCAUAAUGUCUUCAGUUGGUCACAUCAGGAUUUCCUGGAACGACGAAAAUUGCCAAAUUGUAUUUGGGUUGAUGUACUGCUAAUGGAAAGCAACGCAACAUGUUUGGAGAAGCAAAAGGUUGCAGCUGAUGUUAGGGAAAUUGAAAAAUUCAUUGAUUUAAUAUUCCAAACGGCUGUAGAAACCGAAAAGGAUGAAUCUUUGAAGGAGGAGGAUCUAUGGAAGUAUCUGAGAAAUGUCCAACUAUACCACAACCUCCCCGAAUCUCUUGCCAGUGAGAGGGAAGAAUUAUUAAAAACCCUCAAGGAAACCCAGAAUCGUGUCAUGGUGGAAAAUGUCAAUGAUUUUUUGGAAAAGCAGCAAAAACGUUUAACGGCCCUUGAAGAGAUUUUCAUGAAUUCCGAUGUUUUCGAUCCCAUUGAGGUCCGCUAUGAAUUGAAUUGGUAUCGUUCCAUGGUCAAACAGAACCAAUAUCGCAUGGACCAAGCCGUAUCGGGUUAUACGAAUGAAAUUGAAAAACUAAAGGAGAAAAUAUUGACGGAAAAACAUUGUGGCGAUAGCAUAAUGGAUACCUACUAUUCGCUGGUGGAGCAAUACAAAAGACGAAUCAAUGAACUUCAGGAACGUUUCGAUAACGAAUUUGAGGUAAUGGAAAAUAAGAAUAACUACAUUCAAGCUCAAAUAGAUAAGCUACGAGAUGCCAAGAAAAUGCAUCUCCAAGAAAUUGAAAGAUUUCAUCGGGAUAUUGAAAAACGUCUUGAAAAGGAGGAACGUGAACGUCAGCUAGCGGAAUUGAAGAGACAGGAAGCUGAAGCCGAGGCCCUGGCUCUAUUGGAAGCGCAAAAAUUGAAAAAACGCAAGAAGGCCCAGAACAAAGGUGGACAAAAAUCCAAGCCACGCUAGAAAUAUUUUUUUUUAAUUUUUUGCUCAAAUAUGAAUUUUUUGGAUUUUUAAUCGAAAUAAAAAUUGACAUUUUUGCAUCUGGAAA